This is a messenger RNA of Arvicola amphibius (Eurasian water vole), 492 nucleotides long. It is a transcript of the gene Myl2, whose product is annotated as myosin light chain 2. Gene Ontology annotation, cellular component: myofibril; cytoplasm. The transcript is spliced from 6 exons. Gene Ontology annotation, molecular function: calcium ion binding. Gene Ontology annotation, biological process: muscle cell fate specification; cardiac muscle contraction; heart development. Lineage: Eukaryota; Metazoa; Chordata; Mammalia; Rodentia; Cricetidae. The coding region runs from base 49 to 492 and encodes 147 amino acids. The record is from RefSeq and is a predicted model, not a curated record.
AAGAAAGCCAAGAAGAGGAUAGAAGGCGGAAGCUCCAACGUGUUCUCCAUGUUUGAGCAGGCCCAGAUCCAGGAGUUCAAGGAGGCCUUCACAAUCAUGGACCAGAACAGAGAUGGCUUCAUUGACAAGAAUGACCUGAGGGACACAUUUGCUGCCCUAGGACGCGUGAAUGUGAAAAACGAAGAGAUUGAUGAAAUGAUCAAGGAGGCUCCGGGCCCGAUCAACUUCACUGUGUUUCUCACCAUGUUUGGGGAGAAACUUAAAGGGGCUGACCCCGAGGAGACCAUUCUCAACGCAUUCAAGGUGUUUGACCCCGAAGGCAAAGGGUCGCUGAAGGCUGACUAUGUCCGGGAGAUGCUGACCACACAAGCAGAGAGAUUCUCCAAAGAGGAGAUCGACCAGAUGUUCACAGCCUUUCCCCCAGAUGUCACCGGCAAUCUCGAUUACAAGAACUUAGUCCACAUCAUCACCCACGGGGAAGAGAAGGACUGA